This is a messenger RNA of Physella acuta, 1116 nucleotides long. Its product is annotated as trace amine-associated receptor 5-like. Gene Ontology annotation, molecular function: G protein-coupled receptor activity. Gene Ontology annotation, biological process: G protein-coupled receptor signaling pathway. NCBI's taxonomy places the organism in Eukaryota, Metazoa, Mollusca, Gastropoda, Physidae. Gene Ontology annotation, cellular component: plasma membrane. The record is from RefSeq and is a predicted model, not a curated record.
AUGAAUGGGACGUUUUGUAACCUGGCCUCCGGCACGCUUCUGGAACAAUCUGUGAUGAGCCAGAACAAGCUGGUCCUGGUACCUUUAGCUGUGGUGUGUUCUGUGAUAACUGCCUUUACGAUUGUCGUCAACUUGAUGCUGAUCAUCGCCCUCGUCAGAUCCAGAAGUCAGGAGACCAGACAGGCACCUGGUAAACAUGGAAUAACGCAGAUGUUGAUGACGUCCAUGGCGGUUUCUGAUUUCAUCUUUGGUGUUUUUCUCAUGCCGCUUGGGGUGGUGGAGAUCACGACCAACGGAGUUUGGGACUUUGGCGACGGUUUCUGCUACACAAGGAUAUUGUUAAACAACCUCUUGUGUUCCGUGUCCAUAUUCCAUUUAAACUUUCUGGCUCUGGAUAGAAUACUGGCUGUGUACAAGCCGCUGUGGUAUCGACUCCGAACAGCUAAAACAGGUGCCCUGAUGGUUUCUAUAUCCUGGACGGUUCCAAUAGUUAGCAUUCUGUUUUUUGAGGUUGUAUCUUUACAGCAUGUAUCUCUGCAGAUCUUUCAAGAGCCAGAGGUUGUUACAGUUAUUAUCAUCAAUUUCUUUAUACCUUUAUCUAUUUCCUACAUUCUGUAUGUAGCUCUAAUCAUGAAAAUUGUAAUUUACAAUCUACAAACACGAAACAAAAAUAACAACAGGCAAUCACAAUUUUCUGCACACAAUGAUAACGCUGGAGCAUUCAAUUUCGAACAACCAAACAAUUUCAAUACCAAUGCAACCAACUUGAGUUUGGUGUCAUUGGUCAACAUGCCAAGCCAUAACUCUAGUAUUUCAAGCCUAGUAACAGACCAGACAAAUGCCCAACUAGGAAACGUGUCUAUAAAUAAAAAGACACGUCAACGUAUGUUUAAGGCUCUACGAACCAUCGGCUCUCUUGUGGUAGCUUACACGGUGUGCUGGCUGCCGUCGUGGAUAUCCCCACCAAUCAUUUCUGUUGACCACUUACCUAUGUGGUACGUCAUGUUCCUAUGCUGGAUGGGAUAUUUUAACUCGGCCAUCAACCCGUUGCUUUGUUGUUUUAACGUGUCUGUCAGGAGGGCCGUCAAAUUAUUCCUUCACGUCAAAGUUUGUUGA